AUGGCGGCGUCCACAACCAAUCCCGGACAAGGUAGUGAGGAUGUAGCUCGUAUGCAGGCUUUGCUCAAAGAAGCAGGAGUUGCGGAGUAUGAACCAACGAUCAUCAGUCAACUUCUUGACGUAGCCUAUGCAACCACCGCCCAGCUCCUUACUGGCGCACGUGCGAUUUCACAGCAUUGUAGCAAAUCCUCCAUCGACGAGACUGAUGUACAAAUCGCUAUGGAGUUCAGUGGAGCCUUAGUGGAUCGUACACCAGACAGGGUUAAAAUUCUGCAAAUGUCAGCCGAAAAGAACUCUCAGCCUUUGCCUCAAAUUCGCCACAACUUCGGGUUGAAACUACCAAACGAUAGGUUCUGUCUUCUUCAACCAAAUAUGGAAUGGAGACCCAACGAUAAUCCACAACAGAAUAUCGCGCCAAUUGUGCCUCGUGCCGAAGCCGCCCCAAUACAGCAAUUGCGUCCUGAGCACGUCACAAAUCUUUUAAAACGAAAACAUGAAGAAGAUUUUGACUCAUGA
Auanema sp. JU1783 is the source of this 516-nucleotide messenger RNA. NCBI's taxonomy places the organism in Eukaryota, Metazoa, Nematoda, Chromadorea, Rhabditida, Rhabditidae. The record is from the annotation of a GenBank genome assembly.